This is a messenger RNA of Thlaspi arvense, 2924 nucleotides long. The record is from the annotation of a GenBank genome assembly. Lineage: Eukaryota; Viridiplantae; Streptophyta; Magnoliopsida; Brassicales; Brassicaceae.
AUGAGUUUGGUCGGAAGAUUCGGGAGUUUGAUUUCUCAAGGGGUUUACUCUGUUGCCACACCGUUUCAUCCAUUUGGUGGUGCGAUUGAUGUGAUCGUUGUUCAACAAGAAGACGGUUCGUUCCGGAGCACGCCUUGGUACGUUAGGUUCGGUAAGUUCCAAGGCGUCCUCAAAGGCGCCGAGAAGUUUGUUAAGAUAUCUGUGAAUGGCACCGAGGCGGAUUUUCACAUGUAUCUUGAUAACUCUGGCGAAGCUUACUUCAUCAGGGAAGUUGAUCCUGCAGCUAGUGACACCAACAGUCUGAUUUCUAAUUCUGAGGAUAGUAAUGGUAACGAGAAUAACGGUGUGGGGCUUCGUCUCGAGCAUAGUUUAUCGGACGCUGGUGCUGAGGAGUUACGAGAGGGUUUCGGCUCUUUGAGCCGGCUUGACAGGACUGAGUCCGAUUGUAAUAGGAGGUACUAUGAUUUUCAGGAUGAUCCGCCAUCUCCGACCUCGGAAUAUGGAAGUGCUCGGUUUGAUAAUCUAAAUGUGGAAAGCUAUGGGGACUCUCAGGGCUCAGAUUCUGAGGUGGUUUUGGUGAGUAUCGAUGGACAUAUACUAACAGCUCCUGUGUCAGCGGCUGAACAGGAGGCUGAGAAUCUACGGUUAAAUACUCCUCAGUUUCAUUUGGCACCUGGUGAUGGGACCGAGUUUUGUGAAGGUAAUACUGAGUUUGCUUCGUCCGAGACUUCUUGGGAGACUGAAUAUAUCGGCAAAGUGGAGGCAUCUGAUGCUGUUAAUAUUGUAUCUGAAAGAGUAGACACUGGGAGCGUUGAGCGUAGUGAUAUGGAUUCUCAUUCUCGUGGUAAUACCGAGAAAGAUUCUCAUGAUGCUGAAAGAUGUUUGGAGCAGCCUGGUGAGAAUGCGAAGUCCGAGGAACCAGCUCCUACUUUUGAGGAUCAGAAUCUCAAAGAACGCGAGUUUCUACCUACCACCAUCACGGAAAAUGAUAGAGGUGAAGAUGUUGAAGUGGCUAUUGAAACAGUAAGUACUCCUGUUGAUGGUUCUGAAUCUUCUGCAACCCAAAUAACAACAGAAGAAGUGGAAACAACUGAAGAAAAUAGGAUAUCCGCUGAUUUAAAUACAGAAUCGGAAUGUAAAGAUGAACAGACAAGAACAUCUACAGAAACUUCCAUCUUGAUUGACAACGAGGAAGGCGGGAUUAUAGAGUCAGAAGAUCAGGCUUCUGAGAGAGUCUCUAUAGAUUCAACGAGAGAGGACGAUGAGCAACUAACACCAUCUAAACCGGCUGAGGAGAAUACUAUAGAUUCAGUGGCUACGACUUCUACUGUGGACACAGGAAAACCUGGUACAGAUCUGAGAUAUGAGCUAUCACUUUGCAAGGAUGAGCUUCGUCAGGGUAUGGGACUUAGCGCAGCUGCUGAAGUCUUUGAUGCGCAUCGGAUCUCUAUGGAAGAAUAUAAAAAUUCGGCAACAUCGAUUCUUGAAAGUGAAAAUCUGGUGGUUAGGAUUAGAGAAACGUAUAUUCCAUGGAAGAAAGCUGCUCGAGUCGUGCUUGGGAAAGCUGUCUUUGGCCUAGACUUAGAUAUCGAGCCAGAUGAUGUGAUUUCAGUGGCGGAAAAUGAGUCGGCGAAAGCAAAGGACGAUGAAGCUACAGUAACUCCUUCUUCAUCUGGAAGAAGAUGGAGACUCUGGCCCAUUCCUUUUAGAAGGGUUAAAACAGUCGAGCAUACAGGUAGCAACUCUUCGAGCGAAGAAGAUCUGUUUGUUGAUUCUGAACCUGGCUUGCAGAACUCACCAGAAGCACAAUCAACCACAGAGAGUCGCCAUGAGUCUCCACGUAGACAACUUGUGAGAACCAAUGUCCCUACCAAUGAGCAGAUCGCAUCUCUGAAUCUGAAAGAUGGCCAGAAUAUGGUAACUUUCAGUUUCUCCACAAGAGUUCUUGGAACACAACAGGUCGAUGCACAUAUUUACCGGUGGAGAUGGGAUACCAAGAUUGUAAUUUCAGAUGUCGAUGGAACUAUAACUAAAUCUGAUGUGUUAGGUCAGUUUAUGCCUUUGGUUGGAAAGGACUGGACACAGUCUGGUGUGGCCAAGCUUUUUUCUGCCAUUAAGGAGAAUGGAUAUCAGCUGCUUUUUCUGAGCGCUCGUGCCAUUGUUCAGGCAUAUCUAACAAGAAGUUUCUUACUUAAUCUAAAGCAGGACGGAAAAGCUCUGCCAAACGGUCCUGUAGUCAUUUCACCAGAUGGGCUGUUUCCAGCAUUGUACCGUGAAGUGAUAAGAAGAGCACCUCACGAAUUCAAGAUCGCAUGUUUGGAGGAUAUCAAGAAACUCUUCCCAAAGGAUUACAAUCCGUUCUACGCUGGAUUCGGGAAUAGAGACACCGAUGAGCUGAGUUACAGGAAACUCGGAAUCCCCAAGGGAAAGAUAUUCAUAAUCAACCCAAAGGGAGAGGUAGCGACAGGACAUCGCAUAGAUGUCAAGAAGUCGUACACAUCACUUCAUACUCUUGUCAAUGACAUGUUUCCUCCAACUUCGCUUGUUGAGCAGGAAGAUUAUAACCCAUGGAACUUCUGGAAACUACCAGUAGAAGAGGUUGAUUGAAAAAAUCCGUUAGAAAUGAGAUGCAGAUGGGUCCAACAUGGCGGCUGCGAAAACUCCAGUAUUGGACUUUUGUAAGCCUUUUGAAUGACUUUGUACACAAGAAAGAAAGAGCUGGAACUUUAUCUCUACUUUGUAAUGUCUCAUGUAGGAGUUAACACACGGAAAGAAUUAUAUAGACAAGCUGUGACAAUGUUCUGUAGAAUCUGUACAAGACCUUGUUCUUUUAUAUAUCUUUUUAAAAUACACAAAAAUACGAAUCUUUGUAUUUGGAUAAUUAUAAAGUGUCGUUGAAUGGAAGAAAAGGAUGCAAAAAUAAA